Eubalaena glacialis (North Atlantic right whale) is the source of this 2541-nucleotide messenger RNA. It is a transcript of the gene TRAF6, whose product is annotated as TNF receptor associated factor 6. Bases 253 to 1938 code for a protein of 561 amino acids. Gene Ontology annotation, cellular component: plasma membrane signaling receptor complex. NCBI's taxonomy places the organism in Eukaryota, Metazoa, Chordata, Mammalia, Artiodactyla, Balaenidae. The transcript is spliced from 8 exons. The record is from RefSeq and is a predicted model, not a curated record. Gene Ontology annotation, molecular function: ubiquitin protein ligase activity; zinc ion binding; tumor necrosis factor receptor binding. Gene Ontology annotation, biological process: interleukin-1-mediated signaling pathway; regulation of apoptotic process; protein K63-linked ubiquitination.
GCGGUGCCUUUCUCGCCUGGCACCUUGGCUGAGUGGAGUUCUGCGGCCGGGCGUAGUCGGCGGCCCAGCGGACCGGAGCGAUGAGGAAACUGAAGCACAGAAAGGUUAUAUAGUUUGCCCAGGUCAUACACCAAAUGAUGGAGACAAGAGUUAAACCCAGAUCAUCCGAUUCCAGCAUCUAAGCUCUUCACCACUUCAUGAUAUUGCCUCUCCAGCCAGAACAGUGCCUCAUCCUUUGUAGGUGGCCAUCAAAUGCUACUCAAAAUCUUUUUGAGAAGAAGAAAAAGAGCAGUCGAUAAUCACGUUACUAUGAGUCUGCUACACUGUGAAAACAGCUGUGGAUCCAGCCAGUCUGAGAGCGGCUGCUGUGCUGCCAUGGCCGCCAGCUCCUGUGGUGCUGCUGCAAAAGAUGACAGUGUGAGUGGAACGGCCAGCACAGGGAAUCUUUCCAGCUCUUUUAUGGAAGAGAUCCAGGGGUAUGACGUGGAAUUUGACCCACCCCUGGAAAGCAAGUAUGAAUGCCCCAUCUGCUUGAUGGCAUUACGGGAAGCAGUGCAAACACCAUGCGGCCACAGGUUCUGCAAAGCCUGCAUCAUCAAAUCAAUAAGAGAUGCAGGUCACAAAUGUCCAGUUGACAAUGAAAUACUGCUGGAAAAUCAACUAUUUCCUGACAAUUUUGCAAAACGAGAGAUUCUUUCUCUGAUGGUGAAGUGUCCAAAUGAAGGUUGUCUGCACAAGAUGGAACUGAGGCAUCUUGAGGAUCAUCAAGCACAUUGUGAGUUUGCUCUUAUGAAUUGUCCCCAAUGCCAACGUCCCUUCCAAAAAUGCCAACUUAAUAUUCACAUUGUCAAGGAGUGUCCAAGGAGACAGGUUUCUUGUGUAAACUGUGCUGUAUCGAUGGCAUUUGAAGAUAAAGAGAUUCAUGACCAGAACUGUCCUUUGGCAAAUGUCAUCUGUGAAUACUGCAACACCAUGCUCAUCAGAGAACAGAUGCCUAAUCAUUAUGAUCUAGACUGUCCUACAGCCCCAGUUCCAUGCACAUUCAGUGCUUUUGGUUGCCAUGAAAAGAUGCAGAGGAAUCACUUGGCACGCCACCUGCAAGAGGAUACCCAGUCGCACAUGAGAAUGAUGGCCCAGGCUGUUCAGACUUUAAGCCUUGCGAUAGCUCCCGCACCUCAGCGUGGCAUGCUGCCAUGUGAUUCUACCUCUCUGCCCCGGGUUUCCUCUGGGUGUCACUCAGAGGUCCAGAAUUUCCAAGAAACCAUUCAACAGUUAGAGGGUCGCCUUGUAAGACAAGACCAUCAAAUCCGGGAGCUGACCGCAAAAAUGGAAACUCAGAGCACGUAUGUAAGUGAGCUAAAACGAACUAUUCGAACCCUUGAGGACAAAGUUGCUGAAAUAGAAGCACAGCAGUGCAAUGGAAUUUACAUCUGGAAGAUUGGCAACUUUGGGAUGCACUUGAAAUCUCAAGAAGAGGAGAAACCUGUUGUCAUUCACAGCCCCGGAUUCUACACAGGCAAACCUGGCUACAAACUAUGCAUGCGCCUGCACCUGCAGCUACCGACUGCACAGCGCUGUGCCAACUACAUAUCCCUCUUUGUCCAUACAAUGCAAGGAGAGUAUGACAGCCACCUCCCUUGGCCCUUCCAGGGUACGAUACGCCUUACCAUCCUUGAUCAGUCUGAAGCACCUGUAAGGCAAAACCAUGAAGAGAUAAUGGAUGCCAAACCAGAGCUGCUUGCCUUCCAGAGACCCACAAUCCCACGGAACCCCAAAGGGUUUGGCUAUGUGACUUUUAUGCAUCUGGAAGCCCUAAGACAAAGAACCUUCAUCAAGGACGACACGUUAUUAGUACGCUGUGAGGUCUCCACCCGCUUCGACAUGGGCAGUCUUCGGAGGGAGGGUUUUCAGCCACGAAGUACUGACUUGGGGAUAUAGCAUCCCCUGAUUUGUUUAAGAAACAAAAAACAGAAAAAACAUGUGGAGAAAACUUGCCCUGUUUUCAAUAACAUACAAACAAAAAAAGCAAUGGGGAAGAUAUUAUACCCACCAGUGAAUGUGGUUAGAGAGGCCACUUACCACUUUCCUGUUAAAAAUAUCUGAAGCAGUUUUCUCAGGAAUGUAGUGUUCCAUGCCUUUUCAAAAUUGUUACACUCAAAGUGCCUGUGGCCUACUGCAGCAGUUGUUUGUCUAGUAGGAUAUCUCUUUGUUUUAUUUUCAUGGGCUCUUGCUCCAGGGGGGUUUAUUGUCAAACCCAGGGUUGGAAUAGUAAAGCUCAAACCUUUUAAUAAUAAUGGAAGUUCCAUAAAAUUUCCACGUAUUUUUAUAGUGUUAGAUGCAAUAUAUUAAACUUGAGAAUCACUACCGCCUCGUGCUGGUGCCAGCAAGAAGAAUUACUACUCUUGAGUUCUCAUUUUAUUUGACCUCCUAUAGAUUUCAGAGGAUUUGAACCAUAAUCCUUGGAAAGUUUAAGUUCUCAUUAACCCUGUUUUUUCCGCCUGCAGGGUGUUAUUAAGGAUAUUCAGGGACUAGUUUAAACCC